AUGUUGCCAAAAUUACAUUAAAGUUCAUCUGUGUAAUCAGUAAGAACAUCUGAAGAUUUCAGUUUAAAUGAAGCCAAAAGAAGAUAAAAAUAAUUAGAGUUGGAAUCUUAGACUGUUGAGAAUAGAAUCAAAUAAUUAAAGAAAGAAAAUGAGAAACUGUCAAAAAAAGUAGAAAUGGCAGAACAAUUAGCACUUGAUGUGUAUGCUUCUCGACUUGCAUAGAAGAUGAAAGUAAUUAUAUCAGGUGUAAUAAAUAAAAUAGAAAGAAUAAAAAUAACAUCAACUAUCUAUGAUAGAUCCAACUAAAUAUUAGUAAACUUAAUAUGAAAGAAUGCAUCUUAAAAAGAUGAAAUCAGAGGUAAGGGAGAUGAAACAUUAAGAUGCAUAAUUAAUGAAAAAUUCCAUUAAAUUUGAAUUGAUGAGAACAAAUUAAGAGCAAAUUAAAAUUGCCUAAAAUCUCAAAUUAAGAGCUUCAUUAAAGAAAGAAGAAGAAAAAUUAUCAUAAGCUGUGAUUUAAGAAAAAUUAUAUGAGAAAUAAUAAAAAGUGAGAUUAGAGUAAGAGAGAGAAAAAUAAAAAAUUAUUAUGGAAAAUGAAAAAUAAGAGUAUUCAAUUAAACAAUUAGAAGCAUAAGAAUUGAAAUUAGUUGAAAAACUAUAAGCAACAUAAUAAAGAGAAUAAGCUGUUAAAGAAAAAUUAAUGGCAGCUACAAGAUUAGCUCCUGAAGAUUUUGAUAGAACAUAUUUAGGAGGUCAAUCAAUAAUAUGUGAAUAAGAAAAACAAGUAAAAAUAUAUAUUAAAUAAAUAAGGAAUAAAAAUAAGAAGAAUAAAAAGAAUAAUAAGAAUAAUAAGAGGGAGGUUAAUAAGAAGAAGGAGGUUAAUCUGGAGAAGGAGGUUAAGGUACAUAAACUGAAUGA
Molecule: messenger RNA, 915 nt
Organism: Paramecium primaurelia
Lineage: Eukaryota; Ciliophora; Oligohymenophorea; Peniculida; Parameciidae
Source: the annotation of a GenBank genome assembly